This is a messenger RNA of Diabrotica virgifera virgifera (western corn rootworm), 678 nucleotides long. Its product is annotated as putative nuclease HARBI1. The record is from RefSeq and is a predicted model, not a curated record. The transcript has 4 exons. Bases 1 to 678 code for a protein of 225 amino acids. Lineage: Eukaryota; Metazoa; Arthropoda; Insecta; Coleoptera; Chrysomelidae.
AUGGUCAGAAAUGACUUAGCUGGCGAUUCUAGAGGUGGACAUGUACCUCCACACAUAAAAGUAUUGUGUGCAAUAAGAACUUGGGCACGUCGAGAAAUUCAAGAUGAUGCUGCAGAUAUUAUUGGUAUCAGCCAGCCAACAGUUUCGCUUGUCUGUAAACAAGUUGCUUUAGCUCUGGUAGUACACAGAGCUCAGUGGAUUAAAAUGCCACAAAAUGAUCUGGAGCAAAAUAGAGUGAUUGCUGGAUUUUAUGGAAUAUGUGGGUUUAGGCAAGUGGUUGGAGCUAUUGACUGCACCCAUAUUCGAAUUCCAAAAGUGGGUGGAAACAUUGGGCAAUAUUACAUAAACAGAAAAGGAUACAGUUCAAUAAAUGUACAAGUUGUGGCCAAUGCUAAUUUGGAAAUUAUGGACAUAGUAGCUCACUGGAGAGGCAGCACUCAUGACUCCAGAAUAUUCAAUGAGUGCAGAUUAAAACGUAGGUUCGAGCAGUCAGAAUUCAAAGGAAGACUAUUGGGAGAUUCAGCGCUGGCAAUACUUAACAAUAUUGCCAUCCACCACCGGGAUAUGAUUGAAAAUAUUGACCAACCAGGAAAUGAAGACAUACUAGUAAUACCUGCAAUUAAUAAUAACAUUAGAGGAAAUGCAGCUAGAGCUGCAUUUAUUAAUGAUAAUUUUUAG